AAACACAUUUCAGUCAUCUUAGCCGUGCUUUUUGUCACAUAUAUACUAUAAAUUACUCCCGUGUCAUGGAAGAUUAGAGCACCUCCUAAAUUUACACUGAAAUCUGAUGAUACAUUUGGCAAAUAAUGGGUGUAAAUUUGUCUCGUGCAUAUCGUAAUUCUUACUGUCUUCAUCAACAUCACUUACUACAAAAUAUUUCUCCGGUUUACUUGUUUUUGCUCUGUGAAGAUACUCAUGUUCGGCAUGACAAGUUGAUAAGAAUUCGUUUCUGUGCGAGAGGGAAGAUGGAAAAAAUGAGAAUGAUCUCCUAAGACAACAAAUUUCUUAUCACAAGAGCAGUAGAGUUGCAUUAUAAGUGGUGAUCUUCCCAGCAUCACUCCGUCAGAUCUUAUAGAGCAGCCAGAGAGUGAAAGUCGUGAAGUUUUAGUUGACAAAGUAUUUCAUUAAUUUGCCAAAAUGAUGUCAAAGAAGCUCCGUAAUGAUGCCAACUUGAGCACCAGUAGUGAAGUGGGUGAAUACAUAAUCAGUGAUUAUGGCUACGGGAAGGAUAAUGUGAAACUGUUGCACGUGGUGCGAAAUGGUCCUGUACACUCCAUAAAAGAACUCGAAGUGUGCUCUCAUCUGAAGUUGUACGAUAAAAAGGACUAUUUAUACGGGGAUAAUUCAGAUAUUGUGGCGACAGAUUCCCAGAAGAAUACAAUUUAUCUGUUGGCGAAAAAGUACGGAGUGAAGUCUCCCGAGGAUUACGCUCUCCUUCUCUGUGCCCACUUUCUCAGCAAGUACAGUCAUGUGAAGGAAGUGUCCAUCCAAGUGGUGGAAUAUCCAUGGAAACGAAUUGGAAGUGGCGACGGUCCAUUCAAGAAGCUCCACAAUCACGCUUUCAUGUUCUCGCCAACAUCAACGCGAUACUGUACGGUGACUCACGCCAGAACAGAUCCCGUGCCAACAGUAAUAAGUGGCAUUAAGGAUCUCCGUGUGCUGAAGACGACGCAAUCAUCUUUCGUCAAUUUCAUCGAUGAUGAGUACAGAUCUCUGCCGGACAUGAAAGACCGGAUCUUCAGUACAAUUGUGCGAUCAUCGUGGCAGUAUUCGUCAUGGAAGAAUCUGGAUUUUGACAAAAUCCACAACCGCGUGAUGGAGAUAAUUCUGAAGAACUUCGCUGGCGAUGCUGACAAAGGAAUAAUGUCGCCAAGUGUGCAGAAUACUUUGUAUGUGGCGGAAAAGGAAGUGCUCGAUGUGAUACCUGAGAUUUCAACCAUUGACAUGGAGAUGCCAAAUAAACACUACUUCACAGUGGAUCUAAGCAAAUUCCCCAAAGUCGUCCAGGGCGAGAAUGAAGAAGUCUUUCUCCCUGUCGAUAAACCGUCUGGAAUCAUCUACGCACAGUUGGAUAGGCGUGAUAUUAUGAGCAAACUGUAGAUUAAAACUUUCCCUUUAUUUGCUACCACAUAAGUUUUUUAAAACACCUCCAUAAAUGUUAAGAUUAAAUACACAUAAGUGAGAUAGUGAGAUUGCAAAGAGCCCGGUGAUUGUGCAAAAUGCAAAUAAACAGCCAAGAGGAUUUCCGAAUCAGGGGGAAAUGGUGUCAUUUUUGAGACACUCGUGCUGAAUAUACGAGAGUUGUGUUAUCGCAAACAAAUAGACAUUGAUUCUGAAAGAGUACUGAUGUGUAUGCCAUUUUCUAAUAAUAUCGGAAGAUUGUGCAAUUAUUUGCAAAGUAUACUCAAUAAAUUAUAUUGCUUAGAAAA
This is a messenger RNA of Phlebotomus argentipes, 1748 nucleotides long. It is a transcript of the gene Uro, whose product is annotated as uricase. The coding region runs from base 457 to 1419 and encodes 320 amino acids. Gene Ontology annotation, cellular component: peroxisome. The record is from RefSeq and is a predicted model, not a curated record. The transcript is spliced from 6 exons. Gene Ontology annotation, molecular function: urate oxidase activity. NCBI's taxonomy places the organism in Eukaryota, Metazoa, Arthropoda, Insecta, Diptera, Psychodidae. Gene Ontology annotation, biological process: urate catabolic process; purine nucleobase catabolic process.